This is a messenger RNA of Phytophthora nicotianae INRA-310, 668 nucleotides long. RefSeq lists its product as hypothetical. The record is from RefSeq and is a predicted model, not a curated record. Lineage: Eukaryota; Oomycota; Peronosporomycetes; Peronosporales; Peronosporaceae. The transcript has a single exon. The coding region runs from base 143 to 517 and encodes 124 amino acids.
AAUAAUGACGUCGUGAAAAACGCGCUGUAGACUGGAAUCCAUCGUUGAAGAGGUUUCAUUGAAACGGGUCGUUCAGAGGGGAAUCCUCUGGAGGGUGGCUUCGCAGAACGCACUCAUCAACUGUUGUCCUGGGCUGAGGGAGAUGCAACCCAAGGCAUCCUCGUCUCCUGGUGUUGACAAAGCGUGUGUCUUGCUGACGGUGGUUGGCUUUGUGGUUCGCGAGCGUCUUCAGCUGCACGGAAUCGACCUGCCUCAUGUCUGGCGAGGAAUCGACGACUAUCUGAGCGAACUUCCACGUGGUUGGCCUCUUGCUGAAGCCUACAUCCGCACAGGGAGUUUGCGGUGCAUGCAGUACGUUGCAUUCAGGGAAUCGAAGGAGGCUGAAUACCCGUCGUAUAGAAUGUGGAUGGUGAACAAUGUUGCUGCUUUGGCGAUGGAUCGCGGGGAUGUCAAGGCACUGGAGUGGCUUGCCCAAAGAUAUUCACCAGAUACGCCAGCAAGGGUGGAAGAUUGGUAAGAAUGGAAUUGCGCUUCAAGUUGAAGGCACAAAUCCAUUUCAAGGUGAUCCUAUGAUGAGUGCGUCGACCAACAAGAGCACUGUAACCAGCAACGCGAAAAUAAUCCGUUGUUAUGAAUUGCUUUAAAAUGUGUUCGAAUAGUGUUUCCAU